AUGUCAUGUAUGUGCCAACGGUACUAUGAUGACUCCCAAGAAGGUACCCCGUCGCACGCUCUGGCAAGACAACAUGCCCGGGCGACGACUCCCUCCGAAGUUGCCGAGGUCACUUGCCAGGCCGCGAUUGCUUCGCUGGAUACCACCCAGGCCCAAAGCCGGCCCAUCAACGAAAGCAUCGUGCAAGAGAACUGCUUUUCUAUCAGGAGCGGAGGCCACUCGCCGAAUCCGACGUGGUCCAGUAUCGGGAGCGACGGCAUUCUCGUAGAUCUGCAGAAACUCAACUCUGUCACCGUCUCAGGCAACGGCAGCGUUGCCAGUGUCGGCUCUGGUGCCCGCUGGGGCGACGUGUAUUCGGUGCUGGACAGUCAUGGAACGUCUGUUAUUGGCGCCAAAGAUCGCACCGUCGGGGUCGGCGGUUCCAUCCUUGGUGGGGGCUAUCACCAUCUGCCAAACCAGUUCGGUCUGGCAGCCGAUAACGUCAAGAAUUUCGAGGUCGUCCUGUCAAACGGCUCCAUCGUCGACGCGAACUCGGAACAAAACAGCGACCUGUUCUGGGCCCUCAAGGGAGGCGGCCCCAAUUUUGGCGUCGUGACGCGCUACGACCUCUAUACUGUGCCGGUCCAUUACGUCUGGGUGCAUAUAAACGUCUACUCGCCCAAUGAUGGCUCCAACGUGCUUGCCGCAUUUGAUGAGUGGCAGAGAAGUGCAGGGUCAGACACCAAGUCCAACGCAGAUAUCAUCAUCUCUCUUGAUUACAUCGUGCUCAUUCUGGUUCACUCGGAGCCUCGAGCAGAGCCUCUCCAAGUUUUCCAGCCAUUCACUGCUCUGCAGCCUAUUGAAGUAGCCUUGCCGCCGACGAACUUGACCUUGAAUCAGCUCAGCGCAGUUUUAGAGACUGCUGGGUUCUCAACCCCAGGUCGCCUCUGGAGAAAGAAAGCUCUCCCAGUGAGACAAUCCACAGGGGCCAACCAAAUAUUUGUACUCCAGCACGUCGGCCAGAAUCUGAUUGACCAAGCCACCAAAAAUGGCGACAACGCCUUAGAUAUACCGCAAGGACCUCAACAAUGGUGGACCACCUCAAUUGACUGGCAAAGUGCCCAAGAUGAUGACCUGGUCAGAUCGGUUUCCGUUGAUACAACCGAGAAAUGGGCUCAACUUGCGGUGGAGAGGGACAUUGGCAUUCCGUUUCUCUACAUGAACGAUGCCGCGCGUGACCAGAACCCACUGGCCUCGUACGGCUCGGAAAGUCUGGCAAAACUGAAGGCUGUGGCGAAGAAGUAUGACCCGAGGCACGUUUUUCAGACGCUGCAGAACGGCGGGUUUCUUUUGUCCAGAGCACAAAAGCCUUGA
Molecule: messenger RNA, 1353 nt
Organism: Thermothielavioides terrestris NRRL 8126
Lineage: Eukaryota; Fungi; Ascomycota; Sordariomycetes; Sordariales; Chaetomiaceae
Exons: 6
Coding region: 1-1353 (450 amino acids)
Molecular function (GO): FAD binding
Source: RefSeq, a predicted model, not a curated record